AUACCAUUGUGCAAAACAUGGCGGACAUUGAGCAAAGUUCAGGCGAUGGUUCGGGUUAUUGUGCUAAACAAAUACAGUUUUAGUUAUUUUUCUGUAAACGACAAUAAUCAUUGACUUGUAUAUCUACUGGCUUAUUUCUUUUAGCUUGAUUCAGUCGAUGUUACUCUCGUCGUGGACAGAAACAUCACGUUCUAUCAACUUUCGGUGAACGCACUGGAACCUUCUCGACUAAAUCAAACUGACAGCACAUUAAAACUUUUCAGCUCUCAUAUGUACUCUUAUUGAAUAACUUCCGACGAACAUUUGAACGUCUAGCCCACGCCUUAGUUUCAUGACCUCGAGUCGAAGAGUUUGCUUUAUUAAAGCUGUAACAGGUGGAUAUUGACAAUCCACUGUUUCUUUGUAGAUUUUACUCUAACGUUUGCACCAAUGUCUCUAGAAACGGGUUAGUUUCAGAUUGACCUCGGAUUCACCCAACAACAUGCAGUUCUUGCAUUCUUUUUUGCUGAAUGAAUAGUUAUAUCUCGAAUAAUUGUUCCUGUUGUGACGUAUAAAUGACGUCACUCUCAACGUUGAGUCUGCUAGUCUUUCUGCAGUUGUGUGAGUUUUAGCUCUGCAACUAUGUGCAAGCUGCUCAGGUAUUGCUUGAGCCACUUCCUUUACGCUGCUAUGACCCGCCUAGACGAAGCCAACAAAGGAGUCAACAUGUGGUCAUCAAUUCGGUACCUCGGUUACCUGUCCAGCCUGAACUCCCUGGUGGCCAUUUGCCUGGGAAUUUACGUACAAUGGGAGAAAACCGCCGACACUGUCAUCUUGGUCAUUUUCAUUUUGGGCCUCUUUGUUCUUGGGAUUGCCUGCAUUCUCCACUAUUACUUCAGUAUGGUGAAGGUCAGCCUCUUUCUGCUGCAUCUGUGGUUUGGGUUCCUUCUGGGGUUGCUAUGCUUCAUCAACGUCCCGUCCAAAGAGAUGGAUGUUAAGGAGCAGGUGGCCAACUAUAUGUUAAUAGCAAGUAUUGUGAUACGAAUCCUAUGGGCUUUGGUUGGAAGAAUGUGCGGUUAUACCCAACAUCAACCUGCUUUCCUCACUUCAAGGGAGGCUUUGGAGCUCACAGGCUUCGCUGUGGCCAGCACAACCCUGGUCAGCCAAAAAUCCAUAAGCCUUGUUGUCCUGACACUGGCUUUGGCCGCUCUAAUCGUGGAUCUGCGCAUGAAGUCCUUCUUGGCGAUCCAAAACCUGGUCUGCUUCUCGUUUGUGGCUGCAUUCUUCUUCCAGGAGUCUUUAGGAGUGUCCUCCAACCCCUUCGCCUUGUCUUGGUUCUUCAGCCGCCUCGUCUGCGACCCAUUCCUGGACAUCUACUUCAGCGGACUUUCGGUCACUGAACGCUGGUCGCCGCUUCUACUGAGAGGAGGCCUGUGGAGACGCUUAACGCUUCUUCCUCUGGUGGUCAUGGAGGUGAUGUUUUUGGUCAUGGCCUCUCUGAAGAUGACAGAUCUGGAUCGGUGGUACCUGCUCAUCCCGGGUCUGUUAGGAGCUGCAGUUUUCUGGAUCAUCUGCCACCUGGUUUUUCUCGUGGUGCUGUGGGGUUUUCACAGCAAGCUGAGUGACUGUCAGAGGAUGUGUAUGGUGCACACGUCCGAGGCUGGAGCGCUGGACAGGAUCAUGGCGUCUAAGGGGAUGAGGCACUUCUGUCUCAUAUCGAAACGCCUGGUGAUCUUCAGCCUGAUGUCCACCAUCAUACUCGGGGCUCUGGGUUGGCAGCCGUCCAACAGUCUGUUUAUUGCCUUGUUUCUGCUGGUGCUGCCUCUCGAGUCACUAGCCCAUGGCCUCUUCUAUGAGCUGGGAAACCGCCUCGGAGGCACCUGUGUCGGCUACGCUGUGGUGAUUCCUACCAACUACUGCAGCCCAGAUGGUCAGCCCACCCUGCUGCCCCCGGCGCAUGUGCAGGAGCUCAAUUUGCGUUCCACAGGGAUGCUUAACAACGUGCAGCGCUUCUUCUCUCAUCACAUGAUCGAGACCUAUGGUUGUGAUUACUCCACGAGCGGGUUGAGUCUGGAAGCCCUGCAAGCCAAGCUGCGCAUAUUCAUGGAGGCGCACACAGCUGACGGCCCACGACACGACACCUACGUGCUGUAUUACAGCGGACACACCCACCUCAGCGGAGAGUGGGCUCUAGCAGGAGGAGACAUUUUACGUCUAGAUGAGAUUGUGCAGCUCUGGAGAGAAAAGAACAGCGGAUUCUGUUCCCGUCUCAUCAUUAUUCUCGAUACUGAUAACUCUCUCCCCUGGGUGACAGAGGUGCAGACGAUCGAGGGACUUUAUGUAGCGGUUCAAGGGGCAGUGCUUUCUAGUCCCACAGACCCGGAGGUCCAGGAUGCGCCUCAGCUCGGGGACUUCACCUGUCAAUGGGUUGAUUUUAACUGUAACCCUGACAGCGUCGUUCGGUGGUCUGAGCGUGGGCGGCCCGUCCGAGCAGCCUAUGGCAUCUCCAGACACUGGAGCGACUACAAGCUUCACCUGCCCACUGAAAGUGACGUGACCAGGCACUGGAGACUCUACUUCCCACGCCUGACUUACCCUGUGGUCCAGCUCGCCCACUGGUGUGGCGGGCUGGACCUCUUUUGGGUUUGUGGAUACUGCAUUCGGUUGCUCCGAAGGAUCAAACUUGCAUGGUUCCCACCUGCAGUGCUGGAUACAGGCCAAGGCUUCAAGCUGGUUAAAUCGUAGAACAGGACCUAGAGUUUGUCCUUACUGCCGCAGCGUGUCUAGGCUGUAUCUGGACAUGUUUAGGUGAUGCUCAUGUACGGCAGCUUUAAGUUGAAUUGACCAGCACAGCAAUUUAUAAAAUCUCAGGUGUUAAUUUGUGAAGGAAAAAAUUGCCAAAAAUGGGCCCACUUACAGGAAUGUCAUGUUGGUCUCUACACAAAUUCAUUUAUCAGCAAGGGAGAAUUCUGUAAAACAAUCAACAUCUCUGGGUCAUAGAUCACCUCUAAAUCAAAAGAUAUAAUAUUUUGCAUAAAGAAAUAAAACCUAUUUUCUUAUUAAAAAGAUUUUUUAAACGACAGUUAAGAAUAUUUUCUUGUGAUUUAUCGUAAUGAAAAAAAUUCAUUAUUGUAAUAUGGGUAAAAAAAAAUACAUUUCAUUACAAUCCUUUUUUUACAUUUUAAUAUUAUGUACAAUUAUUGUAUUACAGUAAAAAAUUUGAUGUAAUUACACAGUGAAAAAUGUCAACACCAUACUGCAAAAAGUUUUGUUAACUUAAAAUGUAAAAUUAAUUAUUAUAUUAUUAUUGUUAUAUUAUACAACAUAUACAGGAAAAUUACAGUAAAAUAUCCGUGAUUACAUAUUGAAAAAUGUCAUUACCAUAAUGCCAAAUAUUUUUUUUAUAUACAUAAAGUUAUUCAACAUAUGAAAAUUAUUGCAGUAAAAUUAUAAUCAUCUAAAAGAAUUCAAAUUUCUAUCCUUUAUUAUAUAAAAAAAAUAUUUUUAGAUUAAUGACCCUUAAUCUAAAAAUAAGCUUUAAUUUUUUUAAAAUGCAAAAUUACCAUUUCCUUUUGAUGUUAAUGUUCAGUUUGGCCUGGAGAUUUUUUUUAAGUGAUUGACAUACGUUACUGAUGGGCUUAACAGCAUUGCAUUCACUAACCAUUUCAGCUGUCACAGCUUUAACUUCUGUAUCUUUUAACUCCCACUGCCAUUUCAACAUUGCUUUAUAAACUCCAGAUUAUAACUGUAUCUGCACUAAACUGUUGAAUGCAGCAUUUGUACACAGAUCCAGCAGCGCAGCCAUAUUGCAGUGCCUCUUCUUAACUGCACUAAAAGCACAGCCUUAUAUUUGCUAUCUGUACAAGGGACGUAGUGUCCAUUUACCACAUUCAGAUCUGUCCAGUGGAGAAGUGUAUUUAGUUUUAUUUGUUUAUACAGAAAAUGUUCUACUGCCUUUAUAAAUGUAUCUGUAAUGUAUAAAACUAUUUGUAUACUUUGGUUGAUCAUUGGGCUAGUAUUGUGUGUUGCUAGCACUUAGAGCAGUUUGGGUUGAGUAUUUAUACUUGUGCUAACAUGUUCUGAAGUGCCUUGUGUACGCUUAGUCCUCCCUAAAAGAAAAGAGGAUUGAAUCCAAGUGAAAUAUGCAAUAUUUAUUGAUUGAAGACAUGUAUGAAGAGGUCUAAGGCCUUGUGUUUUUUUAAAGGAACAUGCAAAUGGCUUUACAAAUGAAUGAACGAGACACUGGGAUGAGUUCAAUGAUUGUUUGUGUUUGAAAUCAGACAUGAGAAUUUGAUUCAAAUAAAAGAAUGACUCGUUUACU
Messenger RNA from Carassius auratus (goldfish), 4300 nucleotides. RefSeq names its product transmembrane protein 168-like. The coding region runs from base 622 to 2724 and encodes 700 amino acids. The record is from RefSeq and is a predicted model, not a curated record. Lineage: Eukaryota; Metazoa; Chordata; Actinopteri; Cypriniformes; Cyprinidae. The transcript is spliced from 4 exons.